Molecule: messenger RNA, 455 nt
Organism: Dimorphilus gyrociliatus
Lineage: Eukaryota; Metazoa; Annelida; Polychaeta; Dinophilidae
Source: the annotation of a GenBank genome assembly
CAUUCUAUCACAAAACUAUGGCAAAGUCUUUGGAUUCCAGUUUAUAUUAUCCAAUUCAGGCAAAUACUUUAAGAAUUGGGCAAUAUGCUCUGCUACAUGAUAAACCAUGUAAAAUUGUCCAGAUUGUUAGAUCUCAGCCGGGAAAACACGGACCUGCUAAGCUCGUUUUCGUUGGUUUGGACGUGUUUACUGGUAAGAAGUAUGAGGAUUGCUGUCCAGCAAAGCAUAUGAUGAAGGCGCCAGAAAUGUCCAAAAAUGAAUAUGAGGUUAUUUCAGUUAGUGAUGAAAUAGUUGUUAUUGAAAAGGAUGGAUCUUUCCCUGAAAUGCAGCUACCUAAGAAUGAUAUUGGAAAGAAAAUGUCUAAUAUGUUCGAAAAUGAAGAUCAGCUGAAAAUUACAGUUCUAAAUGCAAUGAAUCAAGAAGCUAUAGUUGCAGUAAAAAAGAUAAAAAACUAA